Molecule: messenger RNA, 890 nt
Organism: Carassius carassius (crucian carp)
Lineage: Eukaryota; Metazoa; Chordata; Actinopteri; Cypriniformes; Cyprinidae
Product: receptor activity-modifying protein 3-like
Exons: 4
Coding region: 206-697 (163 amino acids)
Biological process (GO): calcium ion transport; protein localization to plasma membrane; G protein-coupled receptor signaling pathway
Cellular component (GO): membrane; cell surface; signaling receptor complex
Molecular function (GO): coreceptor activity
Source: RefSeq, a predicted model, not a curated record
CACAGAGUCUCUGAGGUCCGCAUCGCUCCUCUCGCGCUCCGCUGAUCGACUCGUGAUGAUGAUGAUGAUGAUGAUGAAGAGGAUGUCACUGCAUCAGCCGCUGCUCGUGUCGGAUGAACCGGAUCGAUGUGUUUGAUUGGAUAUGAAAUGAAUGAUGAAUGUGUUCAGAGAUCUGAGCUGAUUGAUUCAAACGCGCUUCUUCAUCAUGGAUCCGAUUCUUCUCACUCUCUUCAAACUUUCCCUGGUCUUCACAGUGAACAUGCUGAUGACGAGAAGUUUAUCAGAUGCAGACGGCGUUGAUCUGUCGUUCACCCAGCGGCCGUGGCUCCUUCAGUGCAAUCAGACCGUCCUGCUGCUGGAGAUGGAGAGAUGCGGUGAACGAUUCAGAAGCGACAUGAGUCACAUCCAUCCAGACGACAGAUGCAACCUCACGCAAUUCAUCAGAGAGUACCACGUCUUCUCCUCCUGCACGGAGACAAACGCCGAGCGCAUCGGCUGCUUCUGGCCGAACCCAGCGGUGGAGCACUUCAUCAUCAGCAUCCACAAGCACUUCUUCUCCAACUGCAGCCUGGAGCAGGUGUUCAUCGACCCGCCGGACGACACGCUCACCCUCCUCAUCCUCGUGCCCGUCUUCCUCACGCUGACCAUGGUGGUGCUGGUGGUGUGGUGCAGCAAGAGGAGCGAUCUCCUGGCCUAGCCAGCAUCAGGACCGCUCAGACGGACAGAAGCAUCUCUCCUGAUCUCACUGAAGCAUCUGCUGGACUCCUGCAGAAGUCUCUGCUCGUCUCGCUGCGCUCACUGAUGCUGAAUUACUGUUUUUUCAACUGCUUACACACAUUUCCAAAACUUUACACACAAAGCCAAUAAUUGCACACACAAAAUUUAAAAUG